This is a messenger RNA of Salvia splendens (bonfire salvia), 1457 nucleotides long. RefSeq names its product cleavage and polyadenylation specificity factor subunit 1. The record is from RefSeq and is a predicted model, not a curated record. The coding region runs from base 1 to 1119 and encodes 372 amino acids. The transcript is spliced from 9 exons. Lineage: Eukaryota; Viridiplantae; Streptophyta; Magnoliopsida; Lamiales; Lamiaceae. Gene Ontology annotation, molecular function: protein binding.
AUGGAAACGGUUCCCAACCUCAUUACUGCUGCCGCCAACGUUCUUGAAGUUUACAUUGUAAGAAUUCAGGAAGAGGCUUCUCCGUCCUUAGCUCACAAAGCUGCUGCCGAGCCCAAGGGUGGUGGAGCCGUCUUAGCUGGCAUUUCCGGUGCCUCACUUGAGCUCGUUUGCCAUUAUAGGUUGCAUGGUAAUGUGGAGUCAUUGGGGGUGUUACCAAAUGGAGCUACUGAUGGUGGAAAGAGGAGAGACUCUAUUAUAUUGACUUUUCGAGAUGCAAAAAUAUCAGUUUUGGAGUUUGAUGAAUCAAUAUAUGGGCUACGAACCAGUUCCAUGCAUUGUUUUGAGGGUUCUGAUUGGGUUCACUUGAGAAGAGGCAGAGAAUUUUUCCCAAGAGGCCCACUAGUGAAAGUUGAUCCAUUGGGGAGGUGUGCUGCGGUGCUUGCAUAUGGAUUACAAAUGAUAGUCCUCAAAGCAGCUGAGGCUAGCACUGGUUUAACUGCACCUGCAGAGGACAGUACUUUCAGGGCAGCUGCUGCAUCUCGAAUUGAAUCAUCGUAUAUUUGUGGCUUACAAGAUCUUGAUAUGAAGCAUGUUAAAGAUUUCAUCUUCAUCCAUGGUUAUAUUGAGCCUGUUGUGGUAAUUCUUCAUGAACAUGAGCUUACAUGGGCGGGUCGGGUUGCUUGGAAACAUCACACUUGUAUGGUUUCAGCACUCAGCGUCAAUACAACAUUAAAGCAGCAUCCGCUCAUAUGGUCAGCCAUGAAUCUCCCUCAUGAUGCAUACAAGCUUCUUGCAGUUCCUUCACCUAUUGGUGGAGUUCUUGUAAUUGGUGCGAAUACAAUUCAUUAUCAUAGCCAGUCUGCUUCAUGUCACUUGGGGUUGAACAAUUUUGCUGUUCCCGCAGAUGGAAGUCAAGAGAUGCCUAGGUCUGGAUUUACUACGGAGCUUGUUGCCGCCACUGCGACAUGGUUAACUAAUGAUGUUGCUGUGUUCUCCUCUAAAUCUGGGGAGCUGCUUUUGCUUACUCUUGUUUAUGAUGGGAGGUUGGCGAUUUAUUACUCUCACUUGGUUCUCCUAUUGGAGACAUACGGAAGUGCUGUAUUCAUUUUGUUUAACUAAGUCAACCCUUGCAUCUAAUUUUACAUAUUCUGUUUCUGACAUGGGUGUUUAGAAUAUUCUUUUGCUGACUUAUCUGGCUCAACAAUUUUAUCUUAUGAUCUGUUGGUAGAGCGUGUUACUGGGAAUAUCUGGAAAUUUCUUUAUGUUAUGUUUAUAGCUUUUCAAAUAUUGCCAGAUUAAACCUCUGCAGAUCUGGUUUGAAAGACUUCCUAGUGAUGUGUUAUCAUUUUGGUUGAGAGUAUGCAAAAAUGAGAUACUUAAGCUUCAAGUGUAGAAUAUGAUGUAUAAAUAUGCCUGGGCUAUGCAUUGUUGGCUUGCCUUUGAUUGUGUAAAAACUA